AUGAAGGAAUUCAACUAAACCAAUCUAACUACUCUAUUUAUCGAAUAUUGUGUAAUAUUUUCUCAUUAAUGGACUGCUUAAAAUCAUUAACUGGUCAUUGUGAGAUCGAAUAUUAGAGAUCAGGAUGUAACUAAUAGGUUCAUUAUAUUAUUGGUGUGA
Molecule: messenger RNA, 159 nt
Organism: Paramecium tetraurelia
Lineage: Eukaryota; Ciliophora; Oligohymenophorea; Peniculida; Parameciidae
Exons: 1
Source: RefSeq, a predicted model, not a curated record